This is a messenger RNA of Sapajus apella (tufted capuchin), 303 nucleotides long. It is a transcript of the gene PZP, whose product is annotated as PZP alpha-2-macroglobulin like. NCBI's taxonomy places the organism in Eukaryota, Metazoa, Chordata, Mammalia, Primates, Cebidae. The transcript has 3 exons. Bases 64 to 303 code for a protein of 79 amino acids. The record is from RefSeq and is a predicted model, not a curated record.
CUGGUCUCAGGGAUGAGGCUGAGGGCAGAGAAUUGGGCACAACCGUGAGAUUUAUCCGUCACAAUGGGGGAAGACAGACUUCUUUGUUUAUGUGUCAUGCUACUUCUUCUCCUGCUUUCUGCCAAUGACUCAGACUCUGCAGAACCGCAGUACAUGGUGCUGGUCCCCUCCCUGCUCCACACCGAGACCCCUGAGAAGGGCUGUGUCCUUCUGAGCCACCUGAACGAGACAGUGACUCUCAGUGCUUCAUUGGAGUCUGCCAGCGGAAACAGGAGCCUCUUCACUGACCUGAAUAACACGUAG